This is a messenger RNA of Cyprinus carpio (common carp), 1202 nucleotides long. Its product is annotated as RAC-alpha serine/threonine-protein kinase-like. The record is from RefSeq and is a predicted model, not a curated record. Gene Ontology annotation, molecular function: protein serine/threonine kinase activity; ATP binding. Lineage: Eukaryota; Metazoa; Chordata; Actinopteri; Cypriniformes; Cyprinidae. Gene Ontology annotation, biological process: protein phosphorylation.
GUUUUUUUACAUGUGUGUGUUGUUGUGUAGAGAGGAGUGGACCAAAGCCAUCCAGACUGUGUCCGACAGUCUGCAGAAACAAGAGGAGGAGCUGAUGGACGCGUCUCCAGAACACAUGGACAUGGAGAUGUUUCUGACCAAACCCCGGCUCAAAUAGACUAUGCAUGACUUCGAAUACCUCAAACUGCUGGGAAAAGGCACUUUUGGGAAGGUGAUUCUGGUGAAGGAGAAGGCAACGGGAAAAUAUUACGCCAUGAAAAUCCUCAAGAAAGAAGUGAUUGUAGCCAAAGAUGAAGUGGCUCACACACUCACAGAGAACCGUGUGCUGCAGAACUCCAAACACCCCUUCCUCACGGCUCUGAAAUACUCUUUCCAAACCCACGACCGUUUGUGUUUCGUCAUGGAGUACGCAAACGGAGGAGAGCUUUUCUUCCACUUGUCUCGGGAUCGGGUUUUCUCGGAGGAUCGCGCGCGUUUCUACGGAGCCGAGAUCGUGUCUGCGCUGGAUUACCUGCAUUCAGAGCGAAACGUGGUCUACAGAGACCUGAAGCUGGAAAACCUGAUGCUGGAUAAAGACGGUCACAUUAAGAUCACUGACUUUGGCUUGUGUAAGGAGGGGAUCACAGACGGAGCCACGAUGAAGACCUUCUGUGGGACUCCAGAGUAUCUGGCUCCUGAGGUAUUUCAGACAAAUGAUUACGGUCGUGCGGUGGACUGGUGGGGUUUUUUGGGUGUGGUGAUGUAUGAGAUGAUGUGCGGCCGUCUGCCGUUCUAUAACCAGGAUCACGAGCGUCUGUUUGAGCUCAUCCUGAUGGAGGACAUCCGCUUCCCUCGAACACUCGCACCCGACGCCAAAUCCCUGCUGUCCGGCCUGCUCAAGAAAGACCCCCUACAACGAUUGGGAGGUGGCCGGCAAUUCUUCACUGGAAUUGUGUGGCAAGAUGUUUAUGAGAAGAAGCUGGUUCCUCCGUUCAAACCGCAGGUGAGCUCAGAAACAGACACCAGAUAUUUCGACGAGGAGUUCACAGGACAGACCAUCACCAUCACGCCGCCGGGACAAGAUGACAGCAUGGAGUCGUUCGACAGCGAGAGGAGGCCACACUUCCCACAGUUCUCCUACUCGGCCAGCGGAACGGCCUGAAGCUUCCCGAAGAUCCCCGACCUCACAGAAACAGCACAACUGCUCUGAGAUCAGACGUUCA